AUGUACUUCCCCUAUGGGUUCCCCCAAUGCCUGGAUGCGGGGGAGGUGCCGCCUUCUGAAGGACUUGUCGACACUACAUUCACCGACCAGCAUCUGUUGCUGACCUACAGCUCCCGGAUCCAGGCCUGGUCAGCGGGCCGACACAGGAUCAGGGUCGGCGAGGUGGUGGUCAGCCCCACCGACCUCGAGGACGAGGGGGAGCAUGUUGCAGCAGCAUGGUGCCAGAGAAGGCGUCGUCUGGCUCUGGUGACGAGCCGGGGGUACCUGCACAUCUAUGCCGUCAGCAGCUCCAAGGAGGUUCUUUGGCAGACAUCCGGCGAACCCCCGGCCAAGCUGACCAACAUCUACAUCCAGAAUUCGGUCUUCCUCAGCAGCGACGAAGACCCGCCCGUUGGAGUGGUGGUGGAUGUCAAGUCCAUCCUGGUGGUUCUCGCCUCUGGCAAACUCCAUAACACCGACUGGAAUGGGCGGGCUCGCGGCAGCGUGGAUCUCUUUGACCCCAGCAGGGGCAUGUCUGCCAGGAGGAGUGACUCCCUCCGGGCGCCGCCGUCCCGGGCCAGCAGCAGCUGCCAGUCCGUGGCUGCGUUGCUGGAGUCGACGCCGCCGCGUGCCUCAGACGGCCAUGCCGAGCUCGUGGCUGGAGCGGCCCAGCCCCUGGAGUCCGGCAGCGUGCACAGCGUCGCCCACUCCCCAACCUCCGGCCUGCUGGCGCUCGUUCUUCGGGACGGGCGGGUGGUGCUGGCGCGCAGCGCCGAGUCCACCCUCCACCCGGUGGAAAAGAUCUACAUGCUGGGCCCGGGCCACGUGCCCGGCAACUCUGGCCAGGCCGCCACCUGCGCCGCCUUCGACCCCGUGAACGCCACCCUGGCGGUGGGCUGCGCCGGCGGCCAGGUGGCGCUGUACGCGCUGGCCGAGCUGCUCGACCCCGGCGUGGGGGUCCCCGCCCCGGUGCGCACACUGUCCCAGGACGAGUGGGGCCUGGAUCCCAGUGCGCUGGGCGCCACGGCCUGCCUGCGCUGGUCGCCCGACGGCCGGGCGCUGGCAGUGGGACAGGCCCGGGCCGGGCUGUCCGUGUGGACGGCCUCGGGCUGUCGCGUGCUGUGCACGCUGCGCCAGCACGCAGGCGUCGAGCCGGGCAUCCUGGAGGGUCCCGUGACAGCCUUGGCCUGGGCGCGGCACGGCGCCCGGCUGCUGGCGGCGGAGGGCGGGUCCCCGCAGCUGCUGCAGGAGCUGCGCUUUGCGCGCACCCUGGCGGGCGACCACCGCGCGAUCCUCCGCCGGCGCUGGACGGGGGCGCAGGCCUCGGGGUCGGAGCUCCCGCCCUGGCUGGACCCGGGCGAGGAAGGGGCCGGGCAUGCUCUGCUGGCCGAGGAUCGGGUCCUGCUGGUGGGGCCUUGCGCGGCCGUCGGGCGCGGGGCACGGGGCUUGGGGCUACGCCCCGAGCUUGCUCUGGAGCACCUGCAGGUGCCGGAGGCCUACCUGGAGGCCGCCUACCCUCUGGUCCGUGCGGCCGUGGACCCGUCGUCGGGCGACGUCGCCGUGGCGGGCGGCGUGGGAUUCGCGCUGCACUCCCGGUCGCAGGCGCGCUGGCGCCUGUUUGGCGACGCCGCCCAGGAGCGCAGCUUCCAGGCGCUGGCGCUGGUGUGGCUGGGGGACGGCGUGGUGGGCGUGGUGGCGGGGCCCCCGCCGGGCAGCCCCGAUUCACCCCCCCGCCUGGAGCUGCAUGCCAAGGCGCGGCUGGAUCGCGGCGCCCUGCUGGCCACCCUGGACCUGGAGGAGGCGCCGCUGGCCGCCGACGCGCUGGGGCGCUACGUGCUGCUGGGGUCGGGGGCGCUGGACGUGCGCCUGGUCGUGCGGCACCUGUCCCUGAUGAGUGGCGGGCGCCCGCUGCGGGUGCGAAAGGGCCUGGGGGUGCGGGGUUUUUGCUUUUGGGAGGGCAUGCUGACUGAAGGGUGCGUGGCGUGGGUCGGAGGGAGGUGGGAUGACGGGUGA
Molecule: messenger RNA, 1992 nt
Organism: Auxenochlorella protothecoides
Lineage: Eukaryota; Viridiplantae; Chlorophyta; Trebouxiophyceae; Chlorellales; Chlorellaceae
Product: RIC1-like protein
Exons: 9
Coding region: 1-1992 (663 amino acids)
Biological process (GO): intracellular protein transport; retrograde transport, endosome to Golgi
Cellular component (GO): Ric1-Rgp1 guanyl-nucleotide exchange factor complex; cytosol; Golgi membrane
Molecular function (GO): protein binding
Source: RefSeq, a predicted model, not a curated record